Molecule: messenger RNA, 327 nt
Organism: Saccharomycodes ludwigii
Lineage: Eukaryota; Fungi; Ascomycota; Saccharomycetes; Saccharomycodales; Saccharomycodaceae
Gene: RPS25A
Product: 40S ribosomal protein eS25
Exons: 1
Coding region: 1-327 (108 amino acids)
Cellular component (GO): cytosolic small ribosomal subunit
Molecular function (GO): structural constituent of ribosome
Source: RefSeq, a predicted model, not a curated record
AUGCCUCCAAAGCAACAAUUAUCUAAAGCCCAAAAGGCCGCUGCCGCUAUGGCCGGUGGUAAAAAAUCCAAGAAGAAGUGGUCCAAGAAGUCCCACAAGGACAAGGCUCAACACGCUGUCGUUUUGGAUGAAGAAAAGUACGAAAGAAUUUUGAAGGAAGUUCCAACUUACAGAUAUGUUUCCGUUUCUGUUUUGGUUGACAGGUUAAAGCUUGGUGGUUCUUUAGCUAGAGUCGCUUUAAAACAUUUGGAAGAAGAAGGUAUUAUCAAGCCAGUUUCCAAGCACUCCACUCAAUUUAUUUACACCAGAGCUACUGCUGCUGAAUAA